AUCUCCUCACCGGUCACAGUCUCUGAUAUCUCCUCACCGGUCACAGUCUCUGAUAUCUCCUCACCGGUCACAGUCUCUGAUAUCUCCUCACCGGUCACAGUCUCUACGUUGGUCCUGACAGCUGGUGGUCUCUUCUCUCCAGGUGCCGAGAUGGUGACAGAGGAGGGGACGGAGUGGCUGCUCUCGCUCCUUCGCGAGGUCCAGCUGGAACAAUUCUUCUCCAAGAUCCGGGAUGAACUCAACGUAACGCGACCCGGACACUUUGACUUUGUGAAACCCUUUGACUUGGAUCAGAUCGGGAUGGGGCGACCAGCCCAACGAAGACUCUUUGAAGCUUUAAAGCGGAGAAAACCUCAGGUUCGGCCCAAGUCCUGGAUGUACAAGAUGUUCUCCACAAGAAGCCCCGAUGGCCCCGAUUCUCCACCAUUUCCUGAACCCAUUAUAUCAUCAUCACAUUCCCCCUCAUCCUCCGCCCCCAGAGGGGAUCCCGACUGUUCCCUAAAAUGUCUGAUCAAUGAACGGGACCUGAGCCUGUACGAGCGCUUGGGAGACGGAUGUUUUGGGGUGGUCAGAAGAGGAGAGUGGCGGAUCCCCGGCGGGAGAGUGGUCAACGUGGCGGUGAAGUCCCUCCGCACUGACGCCGGUUCAGACCCCGAUGCGCUUUGUGAUUUCCUGCAGGAGGUGAACUCUAUGUACGCCCUGGACCACCCACACCUUAUCCGCCUGUAUGGCGUCGUCCUGGCACAGCCACUCAAGAUGAUUACGGAGUUGGCACCUCUGGGAUCCCUCCAUGACACCCUGCGCUCACGUUAUGGCUCCUUCCCUCUGCCGCUCUUGUGGUCAUACGCCCUACAGAUCGCAUCCGGGAUGAGCUACCUGGAAUCCCGUAAGUUCAUCCAUCGGGACCUGGCCGCCCGGAACAUCCUCAUGACCAGCGAAGAGGUGGUGAAAAUUGGUGACUUUGGCCUGAUGAGGGCCCUGAACGGGCACAAUGACCACUACAUCAUGUCUGCCCACCGCAAGAUACCCUUUGCAUGGUGUUCUCCAGAGAGUCUGAAGAUCGGCACCUUCUCUCACCCGUCCGAUGUCUGGAUGUUUGGGGUCACCCUGUGGGAAAUGUUCACCUAUGGCCAAGAACCUUGGCUGGGACUAAGCGGCCGCCAGAUCUUAAACAAAAUUGACCGUGAAGGCGAGCGGCUGGAGCGGCCGGAUGAUUGUCCACAAGGGAUGUACUCCAUCAUGAUGAAGUGCUGGGCCCACAAACCCGAACAACGCCCAAACUUCAACAGCCUGAUGACCCUAAUCCAAGAGGUGAAGCCGGUGGAGGUGCGUGUUCUGCAGGAGGUGAUGGAUCCUACCCUGUUGCGCCUGGAUGCGGGAGACGUGGUGGCGGUCAUUGAAGGCGGGCCCGACUCUCAGCUGUGGAGGGGGCAGAACCGCCGAACCUUGAAGGUGGGACAGUUUCCAUCAUCGCUGGUAGGCCCGGAGGACGCAGCUCAGGUGCGGAGCUGCGUACAGUUGGCGAGCAGUCUGGUGAAGAUUUCUUUGGGGGAUGCAGAGGCAGAUAGCGAGAGACGGAUUAGAGCAAAGGAAGCUGCGCGGCGAGGAGGAGGCAGAGCAGGAGAUGGAGUCAAGUUACUGCGCAUGCAAGGUCUCUCAAAAAGUCUUGAGUCUCUCUCAAAUUUCAAUCCGCAAACCAGUCGCCAGAACCUCCCUGGGCCUAAGAGCCGUGUGCGUGAUCUGGAGAGUUCUCCACCCCGGGAGGCGUCCCCUAGAAGAAUGAGCGACCUCCCGCCCCGGAGGAUACUCGCCAACCUCCGCCCACCAGUCCUGCCCAAGCCCAAGCUACCCCCUACCAAGGAACGAAUUCUUCCUCUGCCCAACACGGAUUACCCCUCCCCCCAGAUGAAUCGGGCCGGCAAAGAGAAGUUCUCCUCCUCUCCAGUCUUGGCUGGGGAUGUGGUCCAUCGUCUACCAUCAGACCCCAAGGUGGUGGCACCGAAAGGAGGCAUAACCGAGAGCGAUCUCCAGAGGAAGGUGAAAGAGGUGGAGGAGCGGGUCCAUGGUGUUACGACAGAGGAGAGCCGGGACGCUCUGCGGCGGUAUAGCGGUGAUGUUGCCCGCGCCGUACAAGCUCUGAAGGUGGAGCAGCUGUAUAACGUGAGCCGGCACAGUAAGGACGACUGCCGCCGAAUCCUGGAGAAGUGUCAGUGGAACCUGGAGGCCGCGUCUCGCUACGUCCUGCGCAGAGCGUUACACCCACAGUGAGCCGGGCCCCAGCGAGAACUACUUGUUUACUGGAAUAUAUUGUCCAUGAGGACCGAGGACGCUCCGCCCAGCUGUGAAGGACAAUGGAGGUCGCCAUAUUGAGGACCCCGGGGACGCUGGACGUUCUCUGGGGGGUCGUGCGUUAUAGUCACGGACGGAGCUGUCACAGAACAAUGUCGCGGAUCGGAUUCUGCAGACGUUCCGCUCAGUAUUAUCUUCGGACUCAGGAAGUGUUAACCGCGGAUCACAGCCGCCAUCUUGGAGAUGUUACUGCUGAAGAUGGGAUCGGGUCCGCGCCAAAAUUAUCUAUAGUGUUACUGUGGAGAGGAUCUGUAUAAACUAGGACUGGAAAGAGGACUAGAACUCCCAGCAUGGCCUCAGAACACUGCGAGCUGAUGUGUGGUCUGUGGAAUGUGACGUAUGUGGACGCACCGGUCAGACGUGUCUCCCGUGUUAUCAGGUGCUCGGGCGCACGUCUCACCACCGCAUAUAAUAAACCUAU
Messenger RNA from Hyla sarda, 2770 nucleotides. RefSeq names its product non-receptor tyrosine-protein kinase TNK1-like. The record is from RefSeq and is a predicted model, not a curated record. NCBI's taxonomy places the organism in Eukaryota, Metazoa, Chordata, Amphibia, Anura, Hylidae. Gene Ontology annotation, molecular function: ATP binding; protein tyrosine kinase activity; protein binding. Gene Ontology annotation, biological process: protein phosphorylation. The transcript is spliced from 13 exons. The coding region runs from base 151 to 2268 and encodes 705 amino acids.